Molecule: messenger RNA, 3334 nt
Organism: Acanthopagrus latus (yellowfin seabream)
Lineage: Eukaryota; Metazoa; Chordata; Actinopteri; Spariformes; Sparidae
Gene: atad1a
Product: ATPase family AAA domain containing 1a
Exons: 10
Coding region: 160-1305 (381 amino acids)
Cellular component (GO): mitochondrial outer membrane
Molecular function (GO): ATP binding; ATP hydrolysis activity
Source: RefSeq, a predicted model, not a curated record
CAGUGAACGGGAGGGAAUGAAAAGAAUUCCGGAACUGAGGCGUUUGUUCCUAGCCGAGCUUCAAAACCUGGCGCACCUUCGAUGCGAGUGUUUUGUACAUGUUCGUUUCACUUCUGUUGGUUCACGUUUUUACUAAUGGACUGACUUCGGCCAGCAGAGAUGCUGUUUAAAGAUCUCCCAAGAGAGGCCCUGAUGCGGCCCUUGUCCAGGAAUGAAGUGGUGGGCAUGUUGCUGAGGCUGACCAUCUUCGGUGCAGCGACCUACUACAGCAUCAAAUGGGUCGUGGAUGCAAUGGACCCUACUGCCAAACAGAAAAGCCAAGCCAAGAAAAGGGCAGAACAGCUGAUGAAGAGGAUUGGUGUUGAGGGGGUCAAACUUACAGAGUAUGAGAUGAACAUUGCAUCUCACCUAGUUGAUCCACAAACCAUGAAGGUGUCCUGGAGAGAUAUAGCAGGUCUGGAUGAGGUUAUAAAUGAGCUGCAAGACACAGUCAUCCUGCCCUUUCAGAAACGACACCUUUUAGCUGGAUCCAAACUCUUUCAGCCUCCGAAAGGUGUUUUAUUGUUCGGUCCUCCGGGAUGUGGGAAGACCAUGAUCGCCAAGGCAACAGCCAAAGCCUCAGGCUGCAAGUUCAUCAACCUUCAGGCCUCCACGCUGACAGACAUGUGGUAUGGCGAAUCACAGAAGCUGACUGCUGCUGUCUUCUCAUUGGCUGUCAAAAUCCAGCCCUGCAUCAUCUUCAUCGAUGAGAUCGAGUCAUUUCUGAGGAACCGCUCCAGUCUGGACCAUGAGGCCACAGCCAUGAUGAAGGCCCAGUUCAUGAGCCUGUGGGACGGCAUUGAUACCUCCUCAACCACCCAGGUGAUGGUGAUGGGAGCUACAAACAGGCCACAAGAUGUGGACCCAGCCAUUCUGCGCCGGAUGCCCACCACUUUUCAUGUUGGCCUGCCAAACACAAGACAAAGACAGGACAUCCUGAGGCUGAUUUUAGCAGGAGAAAAUCUAAGCAACGCCAUCAAUCUGAAGGAGAUUGCUGAGAAGACAGACGGUUACUCGGGCAGCGACCUCCGGGAGCUGUGCCGCGAUGCUGCCAUGUAUCGUGUCCGGGACUACGUCCGCAAGGAGCAGAUGAGGCAGAUCGCCCAGCAGCUACAGGACUGCCAGGAGGAGGAGAAACCCGUCGACGAGGAACGGCUGCGGCCAGUCACCCAGCUGGACCUCCUCUUCGGCCUGGACAAGAUGAAGGAAUCAAAGCGUGCCACAGCUUUCAUGUUACCCAGCGUGGCAGAGGUUCCCCUGGACUAACCACAACACAACACUCCCGACAGCAAACGUGUUCUCUGCCACACAGUGUCCACAGGCUGUUCCAAGUGGCCGAGCAGAGGCUCCUUGAACAUGUCAGAGGUGCAGCUGGAAGUUUAUUUUUUCCAGGCAGGGAUUGUUCUGAGCAUGCUCGUUUCCAGCACAACCCUGUUACAUGUGUACAGUUAUAAUACAUUCAGAAAUCUAAUGUCUCCGAGAAGCAACUGACCGGCUCUGUUGGAGAGAUUAGGAGUCAGAGUCUUGCCAAGAGCGUUAUGAAAGCUUGUUCUGAAGAGCAGAAAGCCUUCUUCAGAAACUUCAUGAAACUGUCGGAAGUAACUCUAAAAACGACUCUACUGUACGACUCCCACCAUUGACUUACAUAUGAUCAUGACCAGAGGUGAGUAAGUGUGCUGACUCAUGAUUCAUGAGUCAUUCAAAGUUUGGACUCUAGUUCAGUUUAAUCCUUAAAUCAACCAUUACUCCGUGCUGUCCUUGUUCGCAGACACUCACGAAGAACAAAGACUUUAAAAUCCAAUCAUAUAAACUGAGUGCUUUGUAAGAAAUGAUUCAGCUGAUCCUGUCGCCCCCAGUUCACACUACUCUGUAUUGUCUGCAAGUGUUGUCGUAGAUAGCAAGUUAAAGUAAUAUCACAUUUGCACAUUAGGCUGAGAUUUUAAUUGAAGUAGGCUGCUUCCUCCUGGUGGAUGAGCUGAUACUGUUUUGACAUUUUUUAACUGUAAUUGAACCCCACCUAUAACAAUCUGAGCCAGCAUCCCCAUUAAAAGACACUGAUUUGACCUUUUAUCAUUAUCUUACUGACUGUACAAAUACAUGUAGUUGCUGUAUCAUUGUUCAUUGCUUCUCAGCUGUUAGCAGGUGUAUAAUAGGAAUCAUACAUGUUUGUGAAUGUGGAAGCAAAAUGUUGCUUUAGAGCAACGGCUCGGACUUGAAUGCAGCUGGUUACUCAAUCCAGUGAUUUAAUGCUGUUUUGCAAAGCGAAUUCUUCAGCACAUCUUCUUUUAUUUUUCCACCCAAAAUGACAAUAUGUUGACAAGCUGUUACUUUUGUGGAAUUUUCUCACAAAGCUCUUUUUAAGUGUUAUUUUUAGUAAUGGUUAGUUCCCUUUGUUUUGGUUUGAAUGUUUUUAUAAUUAACUUUUCGUGUCACGUCCUGGCCAUCAAUCAAUGACUGACACGCAUCAGGGUUUUCGGUGCCAGUUUACUUUCAUUCUCACUUUAAGGAGAGCUUGGCUUUAGAUUCUGAAUACUUUGAUUCAACUGUCGGGCUGGAGUUGCUGCGACUUGCUUUUUCUGCCUUCCCUCUGUAUAAAAAGCCUCAUUAUUUGCCACAUGGACACAGCAUGUGUUCAUGGAUCUGUUUGUGGGUCUAGUUUAGACCUUUCGCCCACACAGUUGAGGCAGCCAGGGCAUAUCUGUCAUUGAGCCGCAGCCACGUGGUGGCACUGUAGCUGCACUGUCCUGUUACUGAGGCAGCCGCAGAUAUGGACUGCUCACAUGUAGAGGAGCUUCACGCGUUAUGGUGAGACAGUGGAACAGGGGACCCUGCUAACAGGAUUAUUUCUCCCUUAUUGCUUUAUUCAUUGUUGCUCUUCAUUAGAGUACCUCGGGUGACAGUGAAAGGUCAAAAUGUUGCCAUGUAAACCAACAGUUGUGUCGCAGCAGCUGGCAGGUCUUAGUUCCCUUUCCCAGGGAAAGAUAACAUCCUUUUAAAAUGUUUUCCUUCAAUGCAAUAUCACUCAUCAGGUAAUUAAUCAAUUAUAUGACGAGAGACUAAUUCUGUGUUCACAUGCAGUUACUGUUUAUUCUACUGUCAACUGUGUUGAGUGUACGAUAUGUUAACCAUGUACUGUAAAGUGUAUUUAUUAAAAGACUGAAGAAAAUAUUUAUCUUUUUUCAACCAGCAAAAAUGUUACCUCAUUUAUUUCAGCAUGGAUUUAGAGCUGUUAGUCUUUGUCCUGUCCAUGUUUGUGUCUUAAAUGUAAUAAAUCUCAUUAUUCCCAAAGACAGAA